Molecule: messenger RNA, 444 nt
Organism: Otolemur garnettii (small-eared galago)
Lineage: Eukaryota; Metazoa; Chordata; Mammalia; Primates; Galagidae
Gene: THAP10
Product: THAP domain containing 10
Molecular function (GO): sequence-specific DNA binding
Source: RefSeq, a predicted model, not a curated record
AUGCCGGCCCGCUGCGUGGCCGCCUACUGCAGCAGCACCACCAGGUCUGGGAAGUCGCUGUUCCGCUUCCCCAAAGACCGGGCCGUGCGGCUGCUGUGGGACCGCCUGGUGCAGGGCUGCCGCGCCGAUUGGUGGGGCAAUGACCGCUCGGUCAUCUGCUCUCACCACUUUGACCCUGCCUGUUUGGUUAUCCAGAACAAACUGCGCUUUUCCCAGCGCCUGAGGCUCGUGGCCGGCACCGUGCCCACCCUGCACCGGGUGUCCGCCCCACCUAAGGGGGAAGAAGAGGAAGACAUAGAGAGCGACCCGGAAAAGGGCGGACAGCUUCAGGCAGCCAGACAUUCUGAGGCUGCCCAGGGUCCAAUAUCCUGUAUGCGCCUCCGAGCCGAGAAGAGAGCUGCAGUUUCACAGGUAAAGAGAGACCUGAGAGUCCACCCAGGGUGA